AUGCGACCGGGAGCAGAAGAUAAGUUUGUCACACACUGCUUUCAACUCACGAAAUGUGCUUCCAUGUGGGAACCGCAGCACAUUUCGUGCUCAAAGCUCCGUGAGUUGCAGGGUACACCAUUGCCACCCGGGCACCUCGGGACUCCGAUCUUUGGGAACACAGGCAUGGGAGGGGACGAUCGAAGCCCCAGCGGCAAGGACCGGAGUCGCAGCCGCGACCGCAGCCGCCGCAAGGAUAGCCGAAGCCCGAGCCGCCACAAGAAGCCCGAGGACUAUGGCGUGGACACGAUGAAGAUCACGGAUGACGAUGCUGCUUUCAUUCUGGGCAAAGGUGGUAGAACCAAGGAGAAGAUCUCCAAGGUGUCAGGCGCGGAGAUUGAGCUCUUUGAGCGAGACCUCAUUUUGGAGAUCCGGGGGUCCAAGCUUACCCGACGGCGUGCCAAGAAGUAUUGCAAGGGUGUGAUGGAUCAGCGCACCGGGCCGGUGAAUGUGACCCUGGAUGACGACGACGAUGAUCUGACAAUGAUCAACGUUCCGCAGGAGGCGGUUGGCUUCGUCACUGGAAGGGCAGGAAACUUCCUGCGAACUAUUGAAGAAGAGUGGAGCACUCUGAUGUUCUUUUGCGAGGUGGACGGAUCCCGUGGCCGCGGGAAGGAUUAUGAGAAGCUAGCCAUCUUUGGCACUGUACGGUCCCGCCGGGGCGCUGAGCUCAAAGUGCUCAGUGCAGUGGAGACCAAGGUGCCUGGAUAUUUUGAGCGCCUCAAGAACGAGGUCAUUGACCGAGAUCGCGGCAAGGGGGAGGACGGCACCUGGGGUACCGACACCAUGACAUUUCAAGAUGACGAGCUCUCCUAUGCCCUUGGCAAGCAGGGCGGCACCAGGAAGAAGUUAGAGAAGGCGUCUGGCGCUAUCGUGCAAUAUGUUGGCCAGGUCGCACUCUUCUCCGGGGAGAAGCCUGUACGGAAAAAGGCCAAGGAGUACAUGAAGUGGCUCUUUGACCAGCUCGAGGGCCCAGUCUACGUGGAGGGCUGGGAAGAGCGGGAUGACUGCACCGUGGUGGAUGUGCCCAGCGAAUGCAUCGGCUACGUGACCGGGGCUCGCCGAGCAGCUCUGGGCAACAUGGAGGAGGAGUGGGGCACACUCAUGUUCUUCAUGAACAAGGAGGCGGCGAACGGCGGCGGCAAGGGCCAGCGGCGCAGCGGCGGGUCCGAGCAGCUGGCGAUCUUCGGACCCCGCCGGGCGCGGCGUGGGGCCGAGCUGAAGAUCAUGAGCGCCGUGGAGACGAAGAGCCCCGGCACCUUCACUCGCGGCGUGCGUGAGAAGUACAUCUCAGACAAAGGCUUCGCAACAGAUCGCUUUGUGUUGAAGGAUGACGAGCUCAGCUAUGCUUUGGGCAAGGAGGGUGCCACCCGCAAGAAGCUCGAGCUCGCCUCCGGAUCCAUCCUUCAGUACGUGGGACACGUGGCCUUCAUUGCCGGUGACCUCAAGGAGCGAAAGCGCUGCAAGCAGUUCAUUGACUGGCUGCUCGCGCAACGCCGUGGCUCCGUGACCGUCGGGGAUGUGCAAGACCGGGAAGACUGCACGGAGAUGCACAUCCCGGACAACUGCAAAGGAUGGGUGACCGGCAAUCGCGGUAGCGAGCUUCGCCGCGUGGAACAGGCCACCGGAACCUUUAUGUUCAUGGCGCUGGACAGGCAUGGCGAGGAGCGGUUGCUGAUUUUCAGCGCCAACUCUGGAUCCAAGACCGGUGAUGGAGGGAGGAUGCACGCGGAGCGCAUGGUCAACGAGAUGGUGCAGGAGAAGCUGCGGGGCGACUCCCGUGGCCGCAGCCGCUCGGACUCGCGGCGGCGCAAGAACUCCCGAAAAAGGUCCAACAGCCGUCGGCGCCGCUCGCCGAGCCGGCGCCGCGACUCGCGAUCUCGGUCCCGCCGAUAG
Effrenium voratum is the source of this 1935-nucleotide messenger RNA. The record is from the annotation of a GenBank genome assembly. Lineage: Eukaryota; Dinophyceae; Suessiales; Symbiodiniaceae.